This is a messenger RNA of Cololabis saira (Pacific saury), 2581 nucleotides long. RefSeq names its product lysophosphatidylcholine acyltransferase 1 (gene lpcat1). The coding region runs from base 117 to 1610 and encodes 497 amino acids. Lineage: Eukaryota; Metazoa; Chordata; Actinopteri; Beloniformes; Belonidae. The record is from RefSeq and is a predicted model, not a curated record. The transcript has 14 exons.
GGGUGUCCAGCAGGACAGCAUCGCUGCACGCUCGGCCGGCGGACCACAGUCUCUGCGACAUCACGGAUACUCCGGACAGACGUUUUCUCCCGGUAUCGUCGCCCCCGGCUGUACCGAUGCAGACGCCGAGCCUCUCGGGAGUGGGCAGAAAUCCCUUCGUCCACGAGUUAAGGUUCACUGUGCCGGAGAAAAUAAAGAUUGGAUUUAUGUCAGUUACAGUUUUUCCAGUUCGGCUGCUACUCGUCUCUUUUCUGAUGUUGCUGGCCUGGCCCUUCGCCUUCACAGCCUCCCUCGGACGCUCCGAGUUUGUCGUUGAGCCACAGUCGUGGUGGAGGAGGUUUGUAGAUCUUUGUCUCCGGGUCAUCAUGCGAGCCAUGUGGUUCUGUGGUGGUUUUCACUGGAUCAAGGUGAAAGGGGAACGGGCGGCACCUUCGGAAGUUCCCAUCCUCACUGUGGCCCCACACUCCUCCUACUUUGAUGCCAUCCCAGUCACCAUGACCAUGUGCUCCAUCGUCACCAAACUGGAGAGCAGGAGCAUCCCAGUCUGGGGCACUCUGAUCAGCUACAUCAGGCCGGUGUUCGUUUUUCGGUCGGACCAGGACUCCAGAAGAAAAACUGUAGAGGAGAUUAAGCGGAGGGCUCAGUCUGGAGGGAAGUGGCCUCAGAUAAUGAUAUUCCCCGAGGGGACGUGCACCAACAGGUCAGGUCUCAUCUUAUUCAAGGCUGGUGCUUUUAUUCCAGGGCUCCCAGUGCAGCCAGUGAUACUCCGAUACCCGAACAAACUGGACACCGUCUCGUGGACGUGGCACGGCCCUGGAGCGUUUAAGAUCUUAUGGCUCACUUUGUGCCAACUUCAUAAUUCUAUGGAGAUUGAGUACUUGCCCAUUUACGCUCCAUCGGACCAGGAGAAAGAAAACCCUGCUCUGUUUGCCAGUAACGUCAGAAAGCUCAUGGCUAAGGCGCUGGAGCUGCCUCUCACAGACCUUUCCUUUGACGACCGGGAGAUCAUUCUCUCGCAGGGCCCCCUGCGCGUUCAGGACUGCAGCAGCCUGCUGCACUUCAACCAGCUCGUGUCCCGUCUGGGGUUGAGAGCAGGAACCACAGCUGAGCUGCUGGAAGAACAGGCCAGCAGAGCCAGAAAGCUGCAGGGAAACAGACUGGCUUUGGACGACUUUGCACAGUUUCUCAGCCUGCAAGUGACGGAUCCACUCCGACAAGUCCACAGCCUCUUCGAUCAGCAUGGAGAUGGACACAUUGACAUCAGGCUCUAUGUUACUGCUCUGUCGACUGUUCAUCGGCCCUCCAGAUCACUGGAGACUCUAAAACUGGCCUUCAAGAUGUACGAGAGUGAGGAGAACGGGCCAAUCCCGGAAGAGGAGCUGUCCGCCAUCCUGGAGGUCAUGCUGGGGGUGAAGGAGCUGGACCUGUCGCACCUGUUUUUAGCAAUCGAAAGGCCUGACUCGGGGAAGAUCACUUAUGAUGCACUUCAUCGUCUCACACAGCAGCCACACUUCACCCUGAACGGCCUUAAUUAUCAGGAGCAUCCUCGUAAAUCCUGCAUCAGCCCAUCCAAGAGCUGCAACGGCCAGAUCCACGACAAAGACAACUAAGCGACACACUGACUUUCUUCUGUAUAUGAUGCAGAGCAUCAAUCAGAUGCUGCAGGUAGCCUUAGAGUCCCGCAAACAAAGAGUAAAGCAUCGGGGCUCCCAUCUGAUCUUAUUUCUCUCUCUUCCUUCAUUUUCCCCCCACAUUUUGAUGUAAACGACCCUGUUUUCUAUGGCCUGCAAACACGCAGGUCAUUGAAGUUAAUUUUCUGUUAUUAAUGACCUAAUAUUGCUGAUGUUUGAGGUUUAAACAUUUAAUGACAAACUUAGUGAAAAUGACAAGCACAGUAAACACAGCUAGAUGUUUAGCGAGCUGCAGGUAAGGAGUGAAGCAGGGAUGUCAUCACAAUAAAAUCUGCAAGGACCCGUGCAGGUCAGACUCAUAAAAUGUGGCUUAAUUAGUCCAAACUAGUUGACGUUUGACAUAGCUCUGACGUUAAAAGUUAACAGGAAGGCAUUUCUACCAGAGGAAAACUGUUCCAGUUUGUCCUCUUAUACCGCUGCAGGAUUUUAAAAAACAUUCUUAGAAAUACCAGUAAUUUAUCAAAGGACAACAGCUGUUUUCACCACACAUCCCUAAAGAGGAGCCAGUGAUCCGAAGAUGCUUCUUGACCACUCUUCAUGAGCAAACACGUUUAAAGUUGAUCCAUGUAGAACUCAUCAUUGCAUUUUGGAGCUUCUUUGCAUUUUCCUGUGGAUCUUUAUACUCCAGCGGUAAACCUUGUACCUUAUGACUGAAAUAUCAAUAUCAUGUGUCGCCAUCAUUAUUCAGCAACAGACAUAAACAAAAUAUGAAGUUAUUUCCGUUAACUAUACAAUUAAAAUGCUUUCCGUUUUGACACUUCCUAUGUUCAUCCACCAGGUGGAGCUUUGCUUUCAUGGCCUUUCCUUUCCAUGUUUUCUGUACUCUGAUACCGGCAGCCAGUGCUCUCUUUAAAAGAAUAAAGUCACAAGCACUGCCUAUAAAGCGACUC